Molecule: messenger RNA, 1191 nt
Organism: Aethalodelphis obliquidens (Pacific white-sided dolphin)
Lineage: Eukaryota; Metazoa; Chordata; Mammalia; Artiodactyla; Delphinidae
Gene: COMMD1
Product: copper metabolism domain containing 1
Exons: 4
Coding region: 554-1018 (154 amino acids)
Biological process (GO): regulation of proteasomal ubiquitin-dependent protein catabolic process; negative regulation of protein localization to cell surface; copper ion homeostasis
Cellular component (GO): endosome
Source: RefSeq, a predicted model, not a curated record
UGUUGUUUAAUCUAUGUUGUAAUAUUUAUCGUACAACUUUUUCAUAUUAAUGGAGGAAUGAAAGACAGCAUGUUUGUCUUUCAGCCUCCCUUCCACCUAUUCUACCUAUACUCCACCUGUACACUGUCUACCUUUACAUUCCUCUGUUCUCACUGCUACUGCUCAAGUGUAGGCAGGACUCUUGGUUCCAAAUGAUAGGAAUACAGCUUAAACUAUCCUGAAUAGUAAACGGGAGUUUUUGGUGCCUACAGGUGGAAAAGAUGUCGAGAUAACAUACAGAGUUGAAGAAAGGUCUGCAGGAACCAAGGCCUUGGGGAUUACAGAACAGGGUAUCACUCCAUUAGAACCCACUCUCAUCUCUGCUUGGCUUCAUUCUAUUUUAUUGCAAUCAGGCUUUUGCCAAAAGAUCAAAGAUGUCUGUCUGCAGCCCUCCAGUCUCAUGUUCUUCUGGUACCAUGACCUCAGGAGACAAGACCACUUCUCCUCCUAAAUUGGGAGAUUAAUUUGGAUCAAUCAUUGUGCCCAGAGAAAGGAGUCUAUUGCAUCUGCAGACAUGGAUUUCAACCAGCUGGAAGCAUUCUUGACUGCUCAAACCAAAAAGCAAGGCGGGAUCACAUCUGACCAAGCUGCUGUCAUUUCCAAAUUCUGGAAGAGCCAUAAGACAAAAAUCCGAGAGAGCCUCAUGAACCAGAGCCGCUGGGACAGUGGGCUUCGGGGCUUGAGCUGGAGAGUUGAUGGCAAAUCGCAGUCAAGACACUCAGCUCAAAUGCAUACUCCUGUUGCCAUAAUGGAGCUGGAAAUAGGGAAAAGUGGACAGCCAUCAAUACUUUCAAGCCCCUUCAGUUCUGAAGUGUCCUGUGUUGUCUGUCUAUACCAUGAAGUGGGAGAGGUUGGGAAGCAUUGCUUUAUUGGAUUACAAGCAGAGUCUAAGAUUCUGGACUUCAGCAAGAGGUCUUCUACAUGGAAUCUGAAUUUCUGUGUUUGGAGUUUGAUGAGGUCAAGGUCACCGAAGUCCUGAAGAAGCUCUCGGAGGUAGAAGAAAGUAUCAGCACACUGAUGCAGCCAGCCUAGCUGAAGAUGGAGCUGUUGAAGCAAAGGUGUUCAUGAUCCCUCCCCAGGGACAUGCUUUUUAAAAAAAUCUUAUUCCCCCAAUAGUAUUAAAUCCUCAAGUUCAAAUCUUGCCUGCCUCAG